Cyprinus carpio (common carp) is the source of this 2588-nucleotide messenger RNA. Its product is annotated as anoctamin-1-like. The record is from RefSeq and is a predicted model, not a curated record. Gene Ontology annotation, biological process: chloride transmembrane transport. Gene Ontology annotation, cellular component: plasma membrane. Gene Ontology annotation, molecular function: protein dimerization activity; chloride channel activity. NCBI's taxonomy places the organism in Eukaryota, Metazoa, Chordata, Actinopteri, Cypriniformes, Cyprinidae.
AAAACUUUAAUUUAUAGAACGGUCUAACCCAAAAGGCUAUAGGCUAGACAUAUUUGUUUGUGAAAACAUUUUGAACGUUUACAUUUUUACAGUUCCACACAUUUUUCUGUUUCAUAAAUGUUUAGCAGCUAAAACGGUCAAACCCACGCUCGUACAAUUCUCUAUCUAUGGAGUAACGUAAGCUAAAAAGUGACAACUAGCCCCGUUUCGCGUUUAUAGCCCAUUUAACCGAUUUGCGUCUCUGUGUAAAACAUUCAGGUAUAACUCAGCCCUUUAUAAAAACAGGCUGCACGUUCUGUGAGUUCAAAACAUCAUUGAACAGAAUGAGAUAAGCCCGCGUUCAACUGGUGUUGCUUCAUGAACUUCCCAAAGCGCAUGAUCUGAUGCGGAGGAAAGCUCGUGCUUGUAGUGAUGUAGAUGUGUGUGCGUGGCUGCAGGAUGAGAUAAAAACGCACUCGCACGGAUCCAGUCCUCGAGACUUCAUGUAAAUACCCCACAAACGAUCGCGGAGGGACGUCUCUCUCACGCACAACUUCCACUACACCCACCUGGAAACUAGAUACACGUACCGCACAUCUGCGCCGAUGAAGGGCGAAGAUGAUGUGAAUACUGCGAGGAAGGAUGAGGAGGCUGACGGCUCGGGUGAGAAACUCUUGGGUUUCAACAGCACAGAGGAGCAUCCAUCGGGCCCGAGAGGACAAGACAGCAUGUGGCGAAAUGAGAAAUAUGAAACUGUCCCAUUGGAUGUGCGGGGGACUGAUGAAGACGAUUCUAAAGGCACUAGAGAUUCUCUAUACCCCCAGACUGCUCUCCGCAAGUCUCAGCAGGAAAACGAGAGACCAAAGGACGCAAAACUGUGGCCGUACUUCCAGGAUGGCUUAAGGCGGAUAGAUUAUGUCCUCACCUACAAUGUCCAGAUGCCCCAGAGCACCCACAAACAGUCGUCCAAGUCCUGCUUGUGCUGCAGAUUCAAACGUGAACCGAAAAUCCCACCUGCACAUGAGGACCCCGAACUCGCAGCCCAGGAGCAGAGGCUGGAUUACCACGCGGACGACCAGCGCCUCCGCAGGGAGGAGUUUGAGGAGAACCUGAGAGAAAUGGGCCUUGAGAUGGAGAAAGAGGAAGGGACUAAACUACCAGGUGUGGGAUUCUUGAAGAUUCAUGCGCCUUGGGACGUUCUUUGUCGAGAAGCUGAGUUUAUGAAGCUCAAAAUGCCAACAACAAAGAUAUAUAAAGUCAGUCAGGGAAGCAGCAUUGUAGAGAAGGUCAACAUGUUCCUGCAGAAAGUCACUGCACCCUUGCAACCUAAAGUUGGGGAAAACCAGACGGAAAAUGAGAAACACCUCUCCUACCCUUUCUCACGAGAAAAGCAGCAUCUCUUUGAUUUAUCAGACAGAAAUUCCUUCUUCGACAGCAAAACCAGGAGCUCAAUAGUGUAUGAGAUUUUAAAACGAACAAAAUGCACAAGGGCCAAGUAUAUCAUGGGAAUCAGCAGUCUGCUGGGCAGUGGUGUCUACACAGAGGCCUACCCAUUGCAUGAUGGUGAUAUUGAUGGUGUACACGCUGAAACCAAUGACAGAAAGAUCUUGUAUGAACAGUGGGCGAGUUACAGCAUAUUCUACAAGUACCAACCCAUCGGAUUAGUCAGGAAGUAUUUUGGUGAGAAAGUGGGCCUGUACUUUGCCUGGCUAGGAGUGUAUACUCAAAUGCUAAUUCCAGCAGCAAUUGUGGGAGUCAUUGUGUUCCUGUACGGCUGUGCCACUGUGGACAACAACAUCCCCAGUAUGGAGGUCUGCGACGAGAGAAACAAUAUCACCAUGUGCCCAAUGUGUGACCGAGCCUGCAGCUACUGGAAACUGGUCACGGCUUGCGGCACCGCUAGGGCCAGCCACCUGUUCGACAAUGCGGCCACCGUCUUCUUCGCCAUCUUUAUGGCACUAUGGGCCACCAUGUUUAUGGAGCACUGGAAGAGAAGGCAAAUGAGGCUCAAUUACGUCUGGGACAUGACCAGCUUUGAAGACGGCGAGGGGAAACAAAAGAGUCAGCCGAGAGCAGAGUAUGAGUUCCAUGUCAUGAAGAAGUCCUUGAAGAAAGAGCAAUCCCCAAAGGCAGAAAAUGUGAAGCUGACAUGUAGAGACAGAAUGCCAGCAUACAUGACUAUUAUCACCAUGAUGGUUUUUUUGAUCUUUGUGACCUUGGCUAUCGUGUUUGGUGUGGUGCUAUACAGGGUCUCCAUUAUGACUGCCCUGCACAUGAGUUCCACUCCCACCUUCCGCACUAAUAUACGGGCCACCGUUAAAACCACUGCUGCUAUCAUCAACCUCAUUAUCAUCAUCAUAAUGGAUGAGGUCUAUGGAGCAAUUGCACGUUGGCUCACUAUUAUGGAGGUGCCAAAAACUGACAAGAGUUUUGAGGAGAGGCUGAUCUUCAAGACAUUCAUAUUGAAGUUCGCAAAUGCAUUUACCCCUAUUGUGUACCUGGCAUUCUUCAGAGGCAGAAUCAUUGGACGUCCUUGCAAAUAUCUCUACGUUAUGGGGUCUUACCGAAUGGAAGAGAAUCUGGUACACUCUUCUCAGAGGAAUCAGUAA